AUGGCUCGAGCCCUGAGUGAUGGUGGUCCCCCAAAAAGCAGAACAAGCCUGUCAAAGAUGGAGAAGACUCUAGCUGAUAUGAUGCUUAAAGAUACAAAACAGAUUGUGGCUGAACUCUAUUCCAAAAUUUCACGUGAUCCUAUCAGACAAAGAAUGAGAAGACAACAGAAACCACAUUCAUCUAUGGAGAUCAGGCUUGACAAAGGCCAACCAUCUAAAGAAACUAAUUCUAGUAGUAGUAGUAGUGGUUAUUCAAGCAAGGAGGAAUCUGCAAGCAUCAGGGAUGUUACCAAAAGAUCUCUUCCUUAUGAAGAACAAAUCAUCUCUGAAAUCCAAGAGGAGAAACAAACACUAGAAGAAUUUAAAGUGACUAUGGACAAGUACUUCCCAAUCUCACCUGACACAGCUAAUAUCCAAGAAUCCUCAGAGGAAGACGGAGAUGCUGGAGAAGAAUCUUCAAGGGAUGAAGGCUAUUUCACACCACUAGGUUCUCUGCCAAGCAACCUUCAGCCCCAGGCAUAUAAGAAUUCUAUGGAAAACAUCAGAGGUGCCAAGAACAACAUCAGAAAACUCUUGUACCAGCUCUAUGAAGCAAUUGAAUUGACUUAUCAAAGCAAGCAAGGUUUCUCAGAUCGGCAGAAUUCCCAUAAGGCACUAUUCGAACUGUGGAUCAAUUGGAGUAGAAGCCAGUUUGAAAGCUUGGAUAGUGAUACACAGCUCCUGGAAACAAGAACUUUGGGCAUGUCCCAAAGCAUUGCCUUGAAAUUACAGUCUGCCUUCAUGGACCUCAUGCCGAAAAUCCAAGGUCUCCCCAAAACCCUACAAGACAAGCUCCAACAAGCCUGUUCCGACUUGCAGAAGGUUCAUACCACCUUCUCCUUAAGUAAUAGGUUUGAGGAUCUAGACAAACAGCAUCUGACCCAGAGCCAGUUGAAACUGACCCAAGCUCAGGGAAGUAUAGAAGAACUGUUUUGUUUCUUAGAAGAUGGUUUACCUUCUGAUUGGAUUGUAGGACCACUUUCCCCCUCUGAAUAUCCCUUCCCAGAGAUAACACUCCCUAAAAGAAAAAAUACAAAUCUUAAAUUGUGA
Molecule: messenger RNA, 1089 nt
Organism: Dromiciops gliroides (monito del monte)
Lineage: Eukaryota; Metazoa; Chordata; Mammalia; Microbiotheria; Microbiotheriidae
Product: perilipin-3-like
Exons: 7
Coding region: 1-1089 (362 amino acids)
Biological process (GO): positive regulation of triglyceride storage; lipid storage
Cellular component (GO): lipid droplet; cytosol
Source: RefSeq, a predicted model, not a curated record